AUGAUAGCCGUUGGACUGUUGGCUCUGGUAUCCCUUUCUGGACUGUUCUCUGUCUCCGUCCCAUUCCACCCCCUCUCCGAUGAAUACAUCGACCACAUCAACAGUCUGCAGACCACCUGGAAGGCUGGUAGGAAUUUUCCCAAAGACAUGUCCCUGUCCCAGAUCAAGCGUCGCCUGGGAGCACUCGAGAGCGAAAACCCGGUGAAUUUACAGACAGUUCACCACGUCAAAGCCGAUGACGAGGUCAUUCCUGAUACCUUCGACGCUCGAGAAAAGUGGCCGAAUUGUGAGUCGAUCAGAUUGAUCAGAGAUCAGUCAGAAUGCGGAUCAGGCUGGGCGGUAGCUACUGCAGCUGCCAUGUCUGACAGAAUCUGCAUCUCUUCGAAUGGAACCGAUCAAACUUUGGUUUCGGACGAGGAUCUUAUGUCCUGCUGCUCGGAGUGCGGCAAUGGAUGCAAUGGUGGAUAUCCACUUCAAGCUUGGCGAUACUGGCGAAGAACAGGAAUCGUCACUGGAGGUCCAUACAACAGUACAACUGGGUGCAAAGCCUACUCCCUGCCUCCCUGUGAACACUAUGGCACCACUGGCGGUCUUCCCCAAUGCCCAUCUGAGAGCUACUUCACCCCCGAUUGCGUUGGAAGUUGCGAUAAAGGAUCCACUCUCUCCUACAACGACUCAAAAACCUAUGCUGCGCAGGCGUACACUAUUACUGGAAAUGUCGAGCAGAUCCAGUUGGAAAUACUGAGAAAUGGUCCAGUGGCAGCUAUCUUCACCAUGAAUAGCGACUUUUUGAAUUACAAAAGCGGUGUUUACCAAGAUAUUUCGUUAGACUAUUUUGGAACAAAAGCAGUCAGAGUGAUUGGUUGGGGUGAAGAGAACAAUGUUCCUUACUGGCUUAUCACCAACUCCUGGAACGAAGACUGGGGAGACAAAGGAACCUUCAAAAUUCGACGUGGAACGAACGAGUGCCGAAUCGAAAGCCAAGUUUCAGCUGGUCUGCCAAGAUUG
Phaedon cochleariae (mustard beetle) is the source of this 1008-nucleotide messenger RNA. Lineage: Eukaryota; Metazoa; Arthropoda; Insecta; Coleoptera; Chrysomelidae. The record is from the annotation of a GenBank genome assembly.